This is a messenger RNA of Lycium barbarum (goji berry), 1863 nucleotides long. RefSeq names its product zinc finger protein SHOOT GRAVITROPISM 5-like. Gene Ontology annotation, cellular component: nucleus. Bases 525 to 1772 code for a protein of 415 amino acids. Lineage: Eukaryota; Viridiplantae; Streptophyta; Magnoliopsida; Solanales; Solanaceae. Gene Ontology annotation, molecular function: DNA-binding transcription factor activity. The transcript has 3 exons. The record is from RefSeq and is a predicted model, not a curated record.
GAUACAAAAACUAAUCUGGAUACCCAUUAAAAACCCCUCUCAAACACUAACUCCACCCCCAGCCACUCCCAACCCCUUUAAUUUCCAGCAAAAUAAAAAAAUAAAAAAAAAUUAUAUAUAAAGAGAGAACAUUUUAUUUUUUUCUGCCCAACCCAAUCUUCUUCAUUGAGAAAGAAGUUUAUUAAAGGAGACUCUUCAAGAAUACCUGGUGAAAGCUGAAAGGUGAAGCAAAGGCAAGUAAGGGGGGCUAUGAAGAGAAAGCUGAUAAAAAGUUGAAAGUCCAAAAGCUAUCUAUAGAGAGAUCAAAAAGCUGAUCAUACCUAAAGAAAAAAAAAAGGCUUUUUAUUAUUUUCCUCAUGGUUUUUAGCUCUUUCUCUUCCCCACAUCUUCUUCAAACACCCUCUCUCAUAUCCUAGAGUUUCAUUAAUUUACAAGAAACCUAGGAGUUAAGUUUAAUAUUCCAUUUUGUCCUUACUCCUUUCACUAUAAUUUCUAUACACAAAAAUCAAGAAUCCAUUAAAGUCAUGUUUAAUUCUUCAAUAGACCCCUUCACUUCCUUAGAGAAUGGAAACAAUUGUAACAAUAAAAGAAAAAGAAGGCCAGCUGGAACCCCAGAUCCAGAUGCAGAAGUGGUAUCCCUAUCACCAAAAACUUUAUUAGAAUCAGAUCGAUAUAUGUGUGAGAUCUGCAAUCAAGGAUUUCAAAGGGACCAAAAUUUACAAAUGCAUAGAAGGCGGCACAAAGUACCAUGGAAGUUGCUAAAAAGAGAAACCCCUAUUGUGAAAAAAAGAGUUUUUGUGUGUCCAGAACCAACUUGUCUACACCAUGACCCUUGUCAUGCUCUUGGUGAUCUUGUUGGUAUUAAAAAACACUUCAGGAGGAAACAUAGUAAUCACAAGCAAUGGGUUUGUGAGAAAUGUAACAAAGGGUAUGCUGUUCAGUCUGAUUACAAAGCACAUCUCAAAACAUGUGGCACUCGUGGCCAUUCUUGCGAUUGUGGCCGCGUUUUCUCCAGGGUGGAGAGCUUCAUAGAGCACCAAGAUGCUUGUAGUUUUGGCAAGCUUCGAUCAGAAUCACAAUCUUUACAAUUACCAACACCUUGCCUUUCUCGUACAGCUUCAAGUCCCAGCCCUUCAAGUGAUCACACUAAUAAUCUCAUAAGUACUAAUGUCCCAUGGCCUACUUUUCUUAUGGCUGCUCCAAAUGCCAUAAUAAAGAAACACGAUUUAGAGCUCCAGCUCUUGACUACUAAUCCUACUACAACAUCUUCAUCUAGCCCCAUUGAUAUCUCCGUCUCGUCUAAAUCUCGCGAAUAUCACUCCACUCAUAAUCUUCAACUAUCCAUUGGUUCGUCGGAUCUCAGCGAGAAAAAUGACUCGGAAAAUAAUGACACGCACAGAUCGAGAAAUGUUCUAUAUGAAUUUUCGCCGGAGCAGUUAAGGCAGGCCAUGGGUGAAAAGGCCUAUGCGGAGGAGGCAAGAAAGGCAGCCAAGAGAGAAAUUGAAUUGGCGGAACAAGAAUUGGCCAAUGCCAAGAGAAUUAGAAGACAAGCACAAGUGGAAUUAGAAAAGGCUCAAGCAUUGAAGGAAGAAGCAAUCAGGCAAAUUAAUUUUACUCUUUCACAGAUCACAUGUCAUGCUUGCAAACAGCAGUUCCAAGCUAGAAGGAUAUUAACAACAUCAACAAGUAUAGUUCCUACUUAUCAAGUUGAGAGGAAUGAUGACCAAAGUAUUCAUCUCAAGUAUGCUACUUGCCAAACAUCACUUCUCUAAUUGUACUAGUUAAUAUUGUAUUUCUUCAUCUCUACUUUGGACAUGUUUCUCUUUCCUUAUUGUUUCAUUUUUGGGUCCUUUAAUUUUAUUU